UGCGUCUAGGCUGCCAUAAUGGGGCUGCAGCUGUUCAGAGAGCAACAAUAACAAGAUCGGCAAGCUUCUGUAUGUACACACAGCCGUAGAUACCCCCUCACGAGCACGAUUUAUGUGGCUUCGAUAUACCGUUUAACAGCCCGAACCACAGGCUUCUUGUGACAGAGGUUCCCGGCAAGAUAACUCUGGCCUCCGCUUCCUCCUCUUCCGACUCGGAAACCGGCGGAGCUUCGCCGCCCCCGCGGAAGAAACACCGUUUAUCGGUGGCGGAGGGAGCAGGAGAGACCGGGGAUCCAAGUGGGACAUCGGGCCUCUCUGCGGUUGUUGUGGAACUCUCUACUUUUGCUUCCAAUCCCUCCGUGUCAACCAUCCGCUUUAACCCAUACAAUACCAACGACAUCAGCAUAACUAACAUGCAGGCAAACGGGGCAGGACAGGGACAAGACUCGGAGCUGUCCUGCCUAAAUAACACCCAAAACGGCGAAUCGGCGUCCACUGGGGAAGCGCACUCAAAUGGCCUUAUAGCCACAACAACAAACAAUGGAACUGCAGUUAGUACCAACAAUGGUAUUGUGUCCACGGGGAAUUCAGACGUUUCUAAUGCCACAACUUCGAAUUCAGAGCCAGGUUCAUCGAUGAAAAAGAAGAAGCGUCUCUCGCAGUCUGAGGAAGAUGUCAUUCGACUCAUAGGGCAGCAUCUACACGAUUUAGGGCUGAAUCAGACGGUGGACCUGUUAAUGCAAGAGUCAGGCUGUCGCCUGGAGCACCCCUCCGCCACCAGGUUCCGCAGCCAUGUCAUGGAAGGAGAGUGGGACAAGGCGGAAAGUGACCUCAAUGAACUGAAGGCACUGAUGCACUCGCCAGGGGCUAUCAUGCGUAUGAAGUUCCUGCUGCUGCAGCAGAAGUAUCUGGAGUACCUGGAGGAUGGGAAAGUGCUGGAGGCGCUGCAGGUGCUGAGAGCUGAACUCACCCCCCUCAAGUACAACACAGAGAGGAUCCAUGUCCUUAGUGGGUAUCUGAUGUGCAGCCAUGCGGAGGACCUGCGGGCCAAGGCGGAGUGGGAGGGCAAGGGCACCGCCUCGCGCUCCAAACUACUGGACAAGCUGCAAACGUACCUGCCCCCAUCGGUGAUGCUGCCCCCUCGGCGGCUGCAGACCCUGCUGUGGCAGGCUGUGGAGCUGCAGAGGGAGCGCUGCCUCUACCACAACACCAAGCUGGACAGCAGCCUGGGAUCCGUAUCACUGCUACUGGACCACGUCUGCAGCAGGAAACAGUUCCCGUGCUACACGCAGCAGAUCCUGACAGAGCACUGUAAUGAGGUCUGGUUCUGCAAGUUCUCCAACGACGGCACCAAGCUGGCCACCGGAUCCAAAGACACCACGGUGAUCGUCUGGCAGGUGGACUCGGAGACGCACCAGCUGAAGCAGCUGAAGACGCUGGAGGGCCAUGCCUACGGGGUGUCCUACCUGGCCUGGAGCCCUGACGACACCUACCUGAUCGCCUGCGGACCAGACGACUGCGCUGAGCUCUGGUUAUGGAAUGUGCAGACAGGGGAGUUGCGGACUAAGAUGACCCAGUCUCAUGAGGACAGCCUGACCAGUGUGGCCUGGAACCCUGACGGCAAACGCUUCGUCACCGGGGGGCAGAGGGGACAGUUCUACCAGUGUGACCUGGACGGUAACCUGCUGGACUCGUGGGAGGGCGUCCGUGUGCAGUGCCUGUGGUACCUGGCGGAUGGCCGCUGUGUUCUGGCCUCUGACACACACCAACGGAUCCGCGGAUACAACUUUGAGGACCUCACCGACAGGAACAUAGUCCAGGAGGACCAUCCCAUUAUGUCCUUCACUGUGUCGAAGAAUGGGCGCCUGGCUCUGCUGAACGUAGCCACUCAGGGAGUGCACCUGUGGGACCUACAUGACCGUGUGUUGGUGAGGAAAUACCAGGGGGUCACUCAGGGCUUCUACACCAUACACUCCUGCUUCGGAGGACACAACGAGGACUUCAUCGCCAGCGGUAGUGAAGACCACAAGGUGUACAUCUGGCACAAGCGUAGUGAGCUGCCCAUCGCGGAGCUGAGCGGCCACACGCGCACGGUCAACUGCGUGAGCUGGAACCCCGCCCUGCCCGGACUCAUGGCCAGCGCCUCCGACGACGGCACCGUCCGCAUCUGGGGGCCCGCGCCCUUCCUCGACACGCAGGAGACCGAGGGCCUCAGCGAAUGCUGCAACAUGGACAGCUGAUGGUGACUCUAAACCUCAAGGACCUGCGGCGUCCAGAGCUUCGAACAAUGUAACGCACACUACAUAGACUAUAGCAGCAUUGAAUCAAGGCUAAUGCCAAGGACAAGAAGAAAAGGAUGAGGAGGAGGAUGAUGAUGAUGAUGUUGAUUAAGACUAUAAUGAAGAAAAAUGGCGGCCAUGUUUUCAGACGUCCCUCUGCUGGAAGUGCAGAGCGGCGACGUCCAAUGGAACUGCUAGACUCGUGACUUGAACGGAACACUCACUCCCCAGCCCCCAGCGACCUGCGCUUGAUUGGUCAGUUGGUCCGGCUGGCUGGCUGGCUGGCUGGCUGGGAGAAACCCAGUGCGGCUCAUCACUUUACUUUACAUCAAUGCUGGUGGUGGCGUUUGACCUUUGACCUCGACCUCCAUUUGACCCCUUGCCCCCUAAGCGUCCCCACCAACUCGCCCUAUAACUCCCCUCCCUAUAUCUUCUACCCUUUUAGUGGUGACACGCUACCCCCCUUAAAUCCCAAAUCCCAAACCCCGACCCCACCUCACCCAACACACUUGAACUACGCCACCACUCGUUAUUUAUUGCUCAUUAUUUAUUAUUGUCGUGGGUGGAUCUGACUGGAUCCAGCCUUGAGUUGGUGUUGUGGUGGUGGACACACACACACACAUA
This is a messenger RNA of Engraulis encrasicolus (European anchovy), 2903 nucleotides long. RefSeq names its product WD repeat domain 26a (gene wdr26a). Gene Ontology annotation, cellular component: GID complex. Gene Ontology annotation, biological process: proteasome-mediated ubiquitin-dependent protein catabolic process. The record is from RefSeq and is a predicted model, not a curated record. The coding region runs from base 414 to 2240 and encodes 608 amino acids. Lineage: Eukaryota; Metazoa; Chordata; Actinopteri; Clupeiformes; Engraulidae. The transcript is spliced from 14 exons. Gene Ontology annotation, molecular function: protein binding.